Molecule: messenger RNA, 1283 nt
Organism: Tetranychus urticae (two-spotted spider mite)
Lineage: Eukaryota; Metazoa; Arthropoda; Arachnida; Trombidiformes; Tetranychidae
Source: RefSeq, a predicted model, not a curated record
UCUAAUUGGAUGCUAGGCUUUUAAAUUGAAAGGAAAACAGCUGAAGGAUAAAUAUGAUCUGACGGACUCUCGUAACGAAAGUCUUGAAUUCUGUAGAUCUUUAUUUUAUUCAUGAGAAUGUUGUUUAAAUUAACUAGAGUUGGUCCCAUUUUCACCAAAACCUGCCAGCAAAACCAAGAUUUCUCAACAAAAGCCUGGCUCAUUCAUGGUACAUCAUUUUCAUCCAAGUUUUCAUGUUCUGUUAAUUCAACUUCAACAAUUAUUUUUAAAAGAUUGAAUUCGCUGUCUGCGAAUGUCGUUAAAGAAACAGCGACUUUACCUAUCGAAGAAAUUAAAGCUGUUAGCAAGCCAGUUUCAAGUGUUCCCGCUAUUAUUGUGAACCAUCCACUAACUGUUGAACAUGUGGAGCGAGCUAUUGCUAUUUAUCAAGAAGAAUUUAAAAGUAUAACGUGUAAUCUUAUCGAGCUCAAACCGUCAUUUGACCUUCCAAAGAAUCCGGAAGAAAUUUAUGAUGAUAGUGACUGGCAGAUUAGAUGGUACAAAAAGAAGCGAUAUCGUUUGUCACAAAUGCUUGUUGACUACAAUUUCAGGCAAAAAACGCGUGAUAUCAUUCAACAACGUUUCGAUCCCAAGCGAACUGGAAUUUUAGGACCUGAUCUAGCUGCAUCUCACUUCAUUACUUAUCGUGGAGGCAAAGUCAAAUUUGUUGGAUCAGAUAAAUGGAUUUCUUCUGAUAUUGAGUUACCUAAUAAAAUGGAUACUGCUUUCAAAGUUGAAAAAUUAGACGCUUCUAAUUGUAGAUUGUAUUAUGAAGGUUUGGACAAUUUUAUUAAUCUGAAGCAACUGGUCCAUUUAGAUUUAUCUAGUAACCCUGGACUUGAUGAUUGGGCUUGUGGGCGAUUAUCCUGUCAUUUUCGUAACUCAAACAAGUUAAAAUACCUUAAUUUGUCGGACAAUACCAAUAUUUCCGCUAUUGGUUUGCAAUCACUAGUCAAUAUACCAAGCCUGGAAACAGUAGUUAUCACUGGAACCAAGGCAGCAAGUUAUUCUCAUCUAGAAUUGCUCAUGCUUCUUUUUCAAGAUGUCAAUCCUAAAUGUAGAAUUGAGAUUUAAACCAUAAUCUGUAUUACAGAUUCUGUAGAUAUACUGCUGUGUAAAAAGAUGUUCAAAGGGGGCUGGAAAGUUUCAAAAUUUUACAAUGAAGCCUCCUAAGGAUAAUUGUAUUCUAAUAUUUUAUGUUUGCUCUUUAAAUUAUGAUUAAAAAUGCUUUUGCAACAAACAAA